Molecule: messenger RNA, 870 nt
Organism: Tetrahymena thermophila SB210
Lineage: Eukaryota; Ciliophora; Oligohymenophorea; Hymenostomatida; Tetrahymenidae
Product: U3 small nucleolar ribonucleoprotein IMP4
Exons: 4
Biological process (GO): rRNA processing
Cellular component (GO): nucleolus; Mpp10 complex; small-subunit processome
Molecular function (GO): rRNA primary transcript binding; snoRNA binding
Source: RefSeq, a predicted model, not a curated record
AUGCUUAGGAAAAAUAUCAGAAUGAGAAGAGAAUAUCUCUUCAAUAUGGAAUAAGAGAAGAAGGCUAAAUCAAAAUAUGAACAAAAAAUUCAAAUUAAGAAUGCAGUUGCAAUGAAUAAGAGUAUACCAACUGAAUUAUACAAGGAAUCUGAAAGCUUGAAAAAAGAAUUAUAAACAAAUGACAUCAAUACAAUUAUUCCUAGAAAUCAUAUCGAUGAUGAAUACGCCACAGCUGAAUACAGAGAACCUAUGAUUUUAAUUACUACCUCCAGAGAUCCCUCUCCAAGAUUAGUUAAUUUUUAAAAGGAACUUGUCUCUUUCUUCCCUAAUAGUGAAAGAAUGAACAGAGGUCAAACUGUAGUUAAAGAGUUAAGUAGAUAUUGUAUAUAAAAGAAUGUGACAGAUUUAGUUAUUUUACACGAACAUAGAGGUGAACCAGAUGGUAUGAUUAUUACUCACUUUCCUCUUGGUCCUACUCUAUAUUUAGGUAUUAAAAAUGUUGUCUUACGUCACGACUUAAAAACUGAAAAGCUAGAUGCUGUUAGCAAAUAAAAUCCUCAUUUAAUCUUCAACAACUUCAAUUCACCCUUAGGAGAAAGAAUUACUUCAAUUUUAAAGCACUUAUUCCCAGUUCCAAAGCACGAUUCAAAGAAAGUAAUUACUUUCUCAAAUAAUAGUGAUCUUAUAUCUGUUAGACAUCAUGUCCAUGAUAAAGUUGAUUACAAAACUGUAGAUCUUAUUGAACUUGGUCCUCGUUUUGAAUUAAAACCUUAUUAAAUUUCUUUAGGAACUUUAGAUUAAACAGAAGCUACCAAAGAAUGGGUACUUCGUCCUUAUAUGAACACUGCUACUACUAGACAAGCUUUUUGA